GUCCUGCUGUGCCAGCCGGGGUCGUGCAACCUCAAUUCUCUCUACCAUCUAUCUUUUUUUUCUUCACUAACCAUUCAAGAAAAUGGUUUUUGUGGAUUAACAAUUUUUUGUUACAAUGGAAGGAAACUACUAGUAUAUAUAAAUAUCUUUUUUACUUGUUUUUUUUUCUCCUGGUGCAUGACAGGGAUUCCCUUGACAAGAUGCUUAACUUUCUCCUCCGUUUCAUGUCUCCAGUGGUGAUUUUUGCUGUGCUUGCUGCUCUAACAAAGGAUGUUGAAAGCCAGCAGAUUCCAAAAGGUACCGAGACGUCUACCCCGCCACCUGUUUAUCCUGCAGUCAGAUUUCACGUCCUCAAUGUUGAUCAUAUGGUUCUGAGGCAGGACAGUUCUCAGAGGAACUCCAGCCUGAAGGCUCACACACAGACAUUCUUCAUCACUGAUCCAAGCCCAGGUUUACUCCAGCCAGUUCUUAAUGCCUCAUAUGGUCCACUCAGUGUGGAUGCCCCCAUUCCACCAGAGUUGCUCCUCAGCGGCCGUAGGAUUGUGCCUCUCAUUUUAGGCCGCCAGGUGCGAUCCUCGUCCCCGGCCGUCAAGAUCCUCUUCCACAUGCCUCGCGAAGGUGAUGGCGCUCAAGAAAAGAUGGCGGAUGGAGCUCAUUGUGUGACAGCUUACGCCUUCUGGGGAACGAGGGAGGUCCGUGGGGCAUGCCUGGUAUCUCCGGGUAGGUUCUGCGUGGCGGAGCUAAAGCCUGAACCGGCCUGGUUCAGCUCGUCCACUCGACCCGGCAGCUCCAGCAAAGAGACCGGGCGAACAGAAGCCGUAAAGGGGCUUCAGGGCAAUCUUGUGGAGGUCUACUUCCAAAGUCGGAUGGACCAGACAGGCCAGUGUACGCCACAGGAUAGUCUGCAACGAGUUGGAGUUGGGAGAGCGGGGGUCAAGGAAGAGUCCGGAACACCCAUGAGAAGAAUAGGAAGUGUUAACCUGCUUAAAACGCCACCUGGAAAUCCAACCUUUUUUCGUCUAAGGUUAGGGGGUGUCUUGGUCAUCCAGACUUCCUCCAAGCCCCUGAAGACUGAUAAUAUUGUGACUUUUUAUGUCUUCUUGGCAAGUACCUCUACAUUGGAGAGUUUCACACUUAGGGGGACAGUCAAUCCAGGAUUGUCGUUCAGCGCCGUGCGGCCCAGUGCCUCGAUGCUGUGGGACGUCAAGGCAGAGCCCGGCAGAGUCAUCAUCCCCAACACUGUCUCUGUUGUUUGCCAGAAGAAGGUUGCAGGCACAGCAAAGAGGGGUCUUGUUGAAGUUCUCCAGUUGGACUUUGUGCCAAAAGAUGUCUCAGAGUUGGUUGAGACCCACACAAUCUCCUGGAGACUGGACCAGCCGGGGAACGUCAGGGAUGUGGGCCAGAUGCGGAUCUACACCACUCGGAGAGACUUUGUAGGACUGGCCCCUCUGGUCAUGAGCACAGAUAUGUUGAAUACUGCCAUGUUAACAGGCAAAGUGGUGAAAGUGCCUGUGAAAACGUUGGCUGUGGAGGCCAAUGGCUCCAUCACUGACGUAAGCAGCCUGACGAGCUGCAGGUCCACUGAUAAAGAGGUGAUUAAGGUGUCCGAGCGCUGCGACUACGUGUUUGUCACGGGCAAGGAGUCAAGAGGCAAGAGCCGAGUGAUGAUCAACUUCACUUACGGCUUCCUGAGCGCGCAGCUGGAGAUGAGCGUGUGGAUGCCCCGCCUGCCGCUGCGCAUCGACGUGGCCGACCCUGAGCUCAACCAAAUCAAGGGCUGGAGAGUGCCCAUUACCACAAGCAACCGAAAACCCACUUGGAAUAGCGAAGAGGAGGAGGAGAUGCGGAAGGGGAGGGGUUGCAUGCUGCAGUAUCAGCACUCCACACUCAGGGUGCUUACACACUUCGAGGCCGACUCAGAUGCACUGCCAGACUUGCUAACCGGGGCAAACCCUGUUGAUUAUUUCCUGGGUCCUGAUUGGCAGGUCGACGUGACCAAUCUAGUGCGCCAUUCUCUAAAAGUGGCAGACCCAGAUGUGGCCAGCGUUAAGGAUGGAGAGGUGCUGCAGGGGCGAGCUGUGGGCACUACCACUGUUCAGGUGCUCUCCCCACUCACAUCAUCAGUCCUAGCCGAGAAGGCCGUCACAGUGGUGGAUGAUAAAGUGAGUGUGAUGGAGUUGGGGGUUCAGUUGGUGUCUGGACUUUCGCUGUCCCUGCAGCCCAGCCCAGGGAGCAACACUGCCAUUGUUGCCAUGGCAACUACUCGGGAGACAAUCACGCAGCUCAAACAGGAAGCCACUGUCAUCUGCUGGGUCCAAUUUAGCGACGGCGCCAUAGUCCCUCUGGCAAUCUUCGACGGCAGUAUCUACUCCUUAACAGUCUCCACCCCAGAUGAGGCCGUGGCUACUGUUCGCCGCACUCCGCAGUCCACGUUUGUAGUGGCGCAAAGCGAAGGCCAGGGUCAGGGGGCGCUAGUCAGAGUGGAGCUGAGGAUCUGCGAGGAAUGCCAGAAGUCGAAGAGGAAGAGCAAGCUGGUUGUCGGCACAGGGUUCCUUCGGAUGAAUUUCAAGGUUGCCGGUCGAGGUUUUGGAGGAAACAACGGACUUGGUAGAGAGAAAAAUAGAGAUAAUAAUGGAAGUGCUUCAGAAGUGGCAGGAGAGGUUAAAACAACAGUGACGUCACAGCGUUUUGUCACAGAUGCAGAUAAAGCUCUCUUAAGGACAGUACCAGACACUAGCACCUUGACCACACUCGUAACCGGAACUGUUCAGUCACGUGUUGCUUGGACUGGAUCAACCAACAAAGCAACACAAAGUUCUCAAUUCACGGGCACUCCCACUUCCACUAUUAGUGAAGAGAGAUCCCCAAGCACUGCCAGACCUACUGAUAUUACACCUGGAGUUUUUGAUAAAGAAGAAGGACAGAAGAGAGGCUUUGGCAAUAUGCUCGACAAUCCAAAUUCACCCCCAAAUAAAGGCAUCCCUAAAGCAGAUGUUUCAGCCAAGAAAGAACCUCCUAAAGCCAAAUCCCCCAAAGUCAUUGAAAGCGACCUAAUACGUACAUUUCGAUCCAUGUCCGACUUGGAAAUAGGCAUAUAUUCUUUAGUGGCUGUCUUGUGUAUCGCCAUCUUGGGGUUUUUGCUUAACUGCGCUUCAUAUAGACUCUGUUUUCGCAAUCACAAGAGCCCUACGCAAGCAGGGCCGACACCUAGCGAGGAUCCAAAGGCUCAUAAGCACGACUGGGUGUGGCUAGGGAGUAACAAUCAGCACCCCGUGGCCCCGGGUGCACCUGCUCAAGUCUCAACGCUGACCCGCCGCUCUACUGACUCCAAGGGCCACCGCAGCACGGACAGCACUCUGCCCGCCGUGGGCCCCGUUGUCGCCGGGGUUCCUGAAAGAACUGCCACCUUGGGGCGCACCAGAACGGGCUCCCAGCAGCAGCUGCACAGAAAGGUCGCCGACCCCAUGGCGAACCGUUCGACCACCUUGCUGGCGAGGCCUCACCGCAGCGAGCCUCUCCACUCCCCCACCAGUAAGAGGAACCAGGUCCAGUUCACCACCUUCACCACGCUGGACAUCAAGCACUUGGCUGCGCUGAAGAACGGUGUGGACUUUAACUGGACUCACCAGCAGCAGCAGCUACAGCUCCAGCAGCAUGCGACCCCUGCUGAGCCACUAAUGCCAUUACCUGACAUGCCGUGGCCCGUCGUCAAACCACUCGGAGAGCCCCAGUGAAUUUUUGGGCUGUACAGACCAAAUCCACAGAAGAAAGUACAGUGUUAAUUCAUCCCUCCAUUUUUUAUAUCGCUUGUCAUUAGGGUCGAUCCCAGUCAUUCACAGCGCACGUAUAGACAAACAACCACUUACAUUCACACCAAAGGCCAAUUUAGAGUCAGUGAACAUACUGUAACAUGCAGGUUUUGUUUUUUUAAUGUUGGAGGAACUCUCGUAAGCACGGGGCGAACAUGCCUUGAACCUCACCAUUCUGAGGUAAAAAUGCUAACCAAUUGACCACCAGAAUGAAAUACAUGAUAUGAGAAAAGUAUGUAAAUACAGAAAGUAUUGGUGUACUAAAUAAAAGAUGACAAUCAUGACAGUGUAUAUACUCUACCUGUAAUCAGGAUCUGUAAAUAUGAAAACUUUUAUUUAUUUCUUUAAUUCUAGCCCAAAAACUUUCUCUUAAAAUGAAACACUUAUACGUAUAAUGCAAAUAAAUCCGGGCAGAUGCAGUAUAGGAGAGAGUAUUUUUUUUGUAAUUUAUUGUUUCUUUAGCCUUGUUUUUAGACUCCUCUGAACUCCUGCGGACUUUGUGGAAUUGGUCAGAGAAUAUGCAACAUUUGUGAUAUUAAUUUUAGCGAUCGGUCACAGCAGCAUCCACUUUAUAUUUAUGGAAAUGAAAGUAUGUUAUGCAAAUAUAAUCUUUGCAGAGUUUUGUUGUUGGUAAUGGUUAUUGUUUAACCUUCUUUUCUCUAGAAUAAAAACGAUGUAUAUUCAGCAGCUUUUACAUUUACAUGAAUAUAUCACGAUGCCUUUUAUAUGCAGCAUCCCAUUAUUUUGAAAAAAAAAAAAAUUGCAUGCUUCCUUGGAGAGAUUGCCA
Messenger RNA from Phycodurus eques (leafy seadragon), 4596 nucleotides. Its product is annotated as transmembrane protein 132D. Lineage: Eukaryota; Metazoa; Chordata; Actinopteri; Syngnathiformes; Syngnathidae. The transcript is spliced from 10 exons. The record is from RefSeq and is a predicted model, not a curated record. Bases 201 to 3734 code for a protein of 1177 amino acids.